Messenger RNA from Ziziphus jujuba (common jujube), 1245 nucleotides. RefSeq lists its product as uncharacterized. NCBI's taxonomy places the organism in Eukaryota, Viridiplantae, Streptophyta, Magnoliopsida, Rosales, Rhamnaceae. The transcript has a single exon. The coding region runs from base 382 to 1008 and encodes 208 amino acids. The record is from RefSeq and is a predicted model, not a curated record.
UGUCGUUCAUGCCAAAACACUGCUUUUGCUUUCUCCUUUUACUUUGCAACCUACAAAUUUAAGUACACCCUCUAGCUUAUUGCCUCCUAAAUUUGCUCCUUUUAUAUCUCUUUAUCUUGACUCCUAACUGAUCAAUUCAUCCAUAUUUAUGUAUUAAUAUAUAAACCUGUAGCUCAUCAUUAAUCUCAUUCAUAUAUAUAUAUAUAUAUAUAUAUAUAUAUAUAUGUAUAUAUAGGUAUCAUAUGAGUUUUACAUCGAUAUCUCUGGCUCUGGAGGUGAGGUCUAUGUUUGUAUAUAUAUAUAUAUAUAUAUUUAAUAUUCUUCUUUUUUUUCUUCUCUGAGAAUUGAGAGUAGUGUUGUUGGUAGCCAAGCCAAAUUAAGAUGAAGAACAGAGCGUCUGGAAUAGUAAAGAAGAUAAUAGCGGCCAUAAGCUCCAUAGCCAAGGCUAAAACCAUGGCUCUCAAGUCCAAAACAACCGCCCUCAAGACUCGCAUCGCCAUAUUUUCAUUGCUGAGGAACAAGAAGAUUCUCAUGACCUCCAUCUCUCACAAGCUCCAGGCUUUGGUCAGCCAACACGGCAGCAAAGGUCAUUCUAUUUCCAAUUCCGACCCAGAACAAGAACAAGAACAUGAAGUUCUACAGAGCCACAAAGCCGCCCUUGUGCUAUACACCAGUAGCCAUAAUAUUAAUGCCAUGGCCUGCGAGUGCGAGCAGGCUGCAGAUGAGCAUGUACAAGUAGGGUACUUGCAGGAGUACGAGGAUGAGGUGGAGGAGAAAUACCCGGAUCUUACGCACUCGCUGUUUGACGAAGUGGAAGAUACAGCUGGAGCUCCAUCGGUGAUAGACAUGGUGAAAAACUCAAAGGAGGAGGCAGGGGAAGAAUUCAGGCUGGAAGACGAAAUAGACCACGUGGCCGAUCUCUUCAUUAAGAGGUUCCACCGACAGAUUAUGUUUCAGAAGCAACAGUCCUUGAAGAGGAACCAGGAGAUGCUCCUCCGGACUGCCUAGGCCUACCUACCUCCUGACUACCUACUCAAACAUAUUCCCCACCAAUUUAUUAUGUUAUGAUACCAAUCCAGGCAGCUCAUAUUUCACAGGCAAUCUUUAUUUUCUUUUUUCUUUUUUUGGGUGCCCCAUGAAAUUUCCAAUUACUUGAGCUGCAUUAGUUAUGUCUAUGUUAUAAACAAAUUUUUAGUCUUCAAUUCCUUGAUCGAUGCAUAAUAUAAAUUGUAUCAAAUUUAAUCA